CGGGUGCAGCCACCCUAAUAUAUAAAUAAACAGCAACCCCCUCUCAAUCCAAAUCCACCAAGCCCACUCCUCUGCUGCCGCAUUCCAAGUUUCCAACCCAUUCCCAUCCUCUUCAACGGUCAACCCAGCGCCACCAGCAGCGCCAUCAGCAGGAGAGAGAUCGCCGGAGCCAUGACGAGGGGCGGCGGAGGCGACAUGAAGUCCUUCUUCCGUCAGCAGAAGACGCACGCCGCCGCCGCCACUACCAAGCCCACUGGCGGCGUCUCCAAGAAGGCGGCGGCGCAUCACCACAAGAAGGCCGCACUCGCCACCAACGUCCACCCGGCCCCAUAUCACGGCGCCGGCAGCCGCCAGCAGGAGGAGGCGGAGGCGGAGCAGCGGGAGAGGGCGGGCCGCGAGUUCGACAUGGACACGCGCUACGGGCCAUGCCUCGGCGUCACCCGCGCCCAGCGGUGGCGCCGCGCCGCCGCGCUCGGCCUCGCACCGCCGCCGGCGCUCCUCGCCCUCUGCGCCGACGAACAGCCCUGCCUCUGGGAGGGCCGCGUCUAGGCUACUGGCGGCGGCGGGGUGCACAUUCCCCGCGUUUCGCCGACAUGCUCCAUCAGUGUUCAGUACUAGCUCUGUGUUGGAGAUGCGGUGUCGCGUCCAUCCGUUCUGCUCCCGUCUACCGCAUCUCGUGGUAGCAGUGGCACCAGUAGUAGUACCAUCUGUGCCUGUCACGUGUUGUGUUGCCUCUAGUAUCCACAUGAUGAUGAACCCUUCAUGUCUGGUGUGUUGUUUGUGAUCAGAGCAGAAAUGGCAUGUCUUCCAGCAACAUGGCAUUUCUUUCGUGUGUUCUUCUGUUGCAGUUUCAUUGGAUUGUUCUAGUACUGCUGAAUACUGCCCAGCAUAGUUUGUUCUACAUUAUACGACGAAUUAAGUUUGUACUAAGUUUGACCAAAUUUAUACAGAACUGGAUCAAACAUCUAGUACAUUAA
Molecule: messenger RNA, 977 nt
Organism: Zea mays
Lineage: Eukaryota; Viridiplantae; Streptophyta; Magnoliopsida; Poales; Poaceae
Product: delta DNA polymerase
Exons: 2
Coding region: 172-549 (125 amino acids)
Biological process (GO): DNA synthesis involved in DNA repair; DNA-templated DNA replication
Cellular component (GO): delta DNA polymerase complex
Molecular function (GO): DNA-directed DNA polymerase activity
Source: RefSeq, a predicted model, not a curated record